AUGAUAUCCAAACGACUAUUACACUUGGCGCAACUUAGCGCAGUAGGAUUUACGGGUUAUUUAAUUGGACAGCAAGAUAAUUCUAAUAGAGAUGAUUCCGUGGUAGUUAAUGGGAAAAAACUAUCUAGUUUACCAGCUUUGCCAAUAUUUGGCACUGUGUCUGCUGCGACGCCUUAUGCCGAAGGGGGGAAAUCUAAAGAUAGAGUUACAGAAAUAAUGAAAUAUGGUUUUCCAGGCUUAGACAAUGUUCGAUCCUAUGAUGAUUUUGUUUUGUCCUAUGACAGAAGAACACGGGUCCCCCAUUGGGUUUUUGAGCAUAUAACAAAGGAGCAUAUAUCUAAGAAUGAUGCAGUGGACCGAAGUAAAUGUGAUUUUAAACCAGAUGAAAGCAUUCAUCCUUUCUUCAGAUCACAAAACGCAGAUUACAAGGGAUCUGGUUUUGAUAGAGGUCAUAUGGCAGCAGCUGGUAACCACCGCUUAGCUCAACAACAUGUUGACCAGACUUUUUACCUUACCAACAUGGCUCCACAGGUCGGCCAAGGUUUUAAUCGGGAUUCUUGGAACAGGCUCGAGAAACAUGUUAGAAAGUUGACAAAAGUAUAUAACAAUGUAUACUGCUGUACAGGACCUUUGUAUUUGCCAAGAAAGGAAGCCGAUGGCAAGUCAUAUGUUAAAUACCAAGUGAUCGGAGCAAAUACUGUAGCCGUACCAACUCAUUUUUACAAAGUAGUUGUCUGUGAGGCUGGAGACGGAAGCUUGCAUAUGGAGUCCUAUGUUAUGCCAAACCAGCGAUUGCCAGAUGAAACUCCUGUGUCUUCUUAUAUGGUACCACCUGAAACAAUUGAAAAGGCAGCUGGGCUCCUCUUCUUUGACAAGAUACACCGAAGCAAGUUGACUACAAUUAAUGGGAAGAAAGUUUAG
Messenger RNA from Leptosia nina, 921 nucleotides. Lineage: Eukaryota; Metazoa; Arthropoda; Insecta; Lepidoptera; Pieridae. The record is from the annotation of a GenBank genome assembly.